Camelina sativa (false flax) is the source of this 2474-nucleotide messenger RNA. Its product is annotated as polyadenylate-binding protein 5. NCBI's taxonomy places the organism in Eukaryota, Viridiplantae, Streptophyta, Magnoliopsida, Brassicales, Brassicaceae. Gene Ontology annotation, molecular function: RNA binding. The record is from RefSeq and is a predicted model, not a curated record.
UCUUUCUUAUUCACCGGAGUAACCCAAAAAAGGAAAAAACACAAAAAUAAUAAAAAGGAAAAUAAAACAUAAAAAAUCUUCCCCUAAUUUUUUUUUUUUUUGUAAAACCACACAAACUUGGAAGAAUUAAUCUCUCUGCCUCUCUCUCAAACCAAAAAAAAAAAAAAAACCUAGAAGUCAUCAAGAGACGCUAUGGCGGCGGCGGUUGCAUCUGGAAUUGCCCCGACGACUGCUAUGGUUGAUCAGGUUCCUAAUCAACCGCCCGUUACUACUCCUGCUCCUCCCGCGGCCGCUCCUUUCCCUGCUGUGAAUCAGGUUGCUGCGGUUGCGGCUGCUGCUGUCGCUGCGGAAGCGUUGCAAACGCAUCCAAACUCGUCGCUGUACGUCGGAGAUUUAGAUCCGAGUGUCAAUGAGGCACAUCUGUUUGAUCUGUUUAGUUCAGUCGCUACUGUUCAGACAGUUAGGGUUUGUCGUGAUUCGACUAGUCGCUCUCUUGGUUACGCUUACGUCAAUUUCUCUAACCCUGAGGAUGCGAGUCAAGCGAUGGAGAGUCUCAACUACACUCCAGUAAAAGACAGGCCUAUAAGGAUCAUGCUCUCGAACCGUGAUCCGAGCACUAGGUUGAGUGGAAAAGGCAACGUGUUCAUCAAAAACCUUGAUACAUCGAUAGAUAACAAAGCCUUGUAUGAUACAUUCUCGAUUUUCGGGACUAUUCUCUCUUGCAAGGUUGCAAUGGACGUGGUGGGACGUUCGAAAGGGUAUGGCUUUGUCCAGUUUGAGAAAGAGGAAGCCGCUCAGGCUGCUAUUGACAAGCUCAACGGCAUGCUGCUUAAUGACAAGCAAGUCUUUGUUGGCCAUUUUGUUCGCCGUCAGGACAGGUCCCGUAGUGAAAGCGGUGCGUUGCCUCGUUUCACCAACGUUUAUGUCAAGAACCUCCCUAAAGAGAUCACUGAUGUUGAGCUUAAGAAGACGUUUGGGAAGUAUGGUGAUAUCUCUAGUGCGGUUGUGAUGAAGGACCAGGGUGGGGUAUCUAGGUGUUUUGGGUUUGUAAACUUUGAGAGCCCUGAAGCUGCUGCGGUUGCGGUUGAGAAGAUGAAUGGUAUUAGCCUCGGAGAGGAUGUGUUGUUUGUUGGAAGGGCUCAGAAGAAGUCGGAGAGGGAAGAGGAAUUGAGGAGGAAGUUUGAGCAAGAGAGGCUUAGCAGGAUUGAGAAAUUGCAAGGAUCCAAUCUGUAUCUGAAAAACCUUGAUGAUAGUGUGAAUGAUGAGAAGCUCAAGGAGAUGUUCUCUGAGUACGGGAAUGUUACCUCUUGCAAGGUUAUGAUGAACGCUCAAGGUUUGAGCAGAGGGUUUGGAUUUGUUGCUUAUUCUAAUCCUGAAGAAGCUUUAAGAGCUUUGAAUGAAAUGAAUGGGAAGAUGAUUGGAAGGAAACCUCUUUACAUUGCAUUGGCUCAGCGCAAGGAAGAGAGACGUGCGCACCUUCAGAGUCUGUUUACUCACAUCAGAUCACCUGGGACCAUGUCGCCAAUUCCAUCACCAAUGCCUGGGUUUCACCAUCACCCACCAGGAGGUCCAAUGUCAGGACCACACCAUCCAGUGUUCAUAGGGCAGAACGGUCAAGGUCUGGUGCCGUCACAGCCUAUGGGGUAUGGGUACAACCUUCAGUUCAUGGCUGGGGUGCGUCCAGGUGCAGGCCAGGCCAACUUCAUGAUGCCUUUCCCUUUUCAAAGGCAAACUCAGCCUGGUCCCCGUGUCGGGUUCAGGCGUGGUCUUCCUGGUAACAUGCAGCAGCACUUCCAGCAACAACAAAUGUUGCAGCAAAACCCAAGCUCGGGAAUGAGAUACAUGGGAGGCGUUGGCAACAGGAGGAACGGGAUGGAAGCAUCUGCUCCUCAAGGCAAUAUCCCUUUGCCAUUGAAUGCAUCUGCAAUCUCUCACAAUGCUCCUCAACACCCGCACAAGCCUGCUAUCAUUCCCAUUUCUAAGCUCACAUCUGAAUUGGCUUCAGCUAGCCCCGACGAACACCCACAGAUGCUUGGGGAGAAUCUUUACCCACUUGUGGAGCAGCAUGAGCCAGUUCAUGCAGCUAAAGUUACUGGUAUGUUGCUGGAGAUGGAUCAAGCAGAGAUCUUGCACCUUCUUGAGUCACCUGAAGCUCUUAAGGCCAAAGUCUCCGAGGCUCUGGCUGUUCUCAGGCUCUCUGCAAAUCCACCACCAACUGGGUCAUCGGUCGAUGACCAGUUUGCUCUCUCCUCAACCGAGUGAACCUACUGUUUACUCAAGACAAUAUUCAUUUGGCUUUCUUAGACAGGAACUCCUUAACUAGUUUUUUUUUCUUUCUCUCCUUUGCAACUUCUCUUUGAUAGGUUUGUUUUGAGUUUCUUACUCUUAGCAUUAAGACAGUUCUUUUUCUAGUUUCGUUUGGAGUCUACUUGAUGAAUUAAAACCCUUUUGCAUCUCUAAAUCGUUUCAGAAUC